This is a messenger RNA of Eucalyptus grandis, 6301 nucleotides long. Its product is annotated as disease resistance protein RUN1-like. The coding region runs from base 1183 to 4590 and encodes 1135 amino acids. The transcript has 8 exons. Gene Ontology annotation, molecular function: ATP hydrolysis activity; ADP binding. Gene Ontology annotation, biological process: signal transduction; defense response. NCBI's taxonomy places the organism in Eukaryota, Viridiplantae, Streptophyta, Magnoliopsida, Myrtales, Myrtaceae. The record is from RefSeq and is a predicted model, not a curated record.
AUGGGCAACAAAAUUCUGGCUUCUUCCGUUAAAGACAACAUCUCCCAUUGCACGUGCUUAUCUUGCAAAACAGCAUCCACCAUCUUCAGACAAUCAGAUUCAGACUCCAUCUUACUCUCUCUCUUCGAUCGAAAAAUUUCAGAGCUUCGAUCAAGGCCAAGUGCUCCGUCUGGAUCGUCGAUGAAGUUGGGAUCGUCUUUGCGAAGUUGUCGACAAGGGUUCCCGACACGUCUCGAAGAACUCCCGAGAUGGCCCCUACCAUUGCUCCUUCCAUAAGCGCUCCGUCGAUGUUGAUUUUAUAGGAUCCGACCAAAUUGAGUUCGUCCAUAGACAAAGCAAGAAUAGAUGUGCCACUGAUUCUGCUUCUUUAUCACAGAUUGUGCGUGCUAGCCCUGGUUCCUCAGCUAGCAAUGAGUGGUACGAGAGCGGUAUUGAUGAGGGGACUUUUGAGAAUUGGAUUUUGGAUGGUUUGAGCUAUGUCCUUCGGAUUUAAGGACAGUCGUGUCAUCCUCAUUCUUGAUGGUUUGGGGGUGACAACGAAUGAUUAUUUUUCUUGAAAUAAAAAAGAAAAUGGAUGGAAUCGACAAUUAGGGUAUUGCAUGCUUGAAAUAAACUAGGGUAGGAUUAGGCUCCGAUACAUGUUAGUGUCCAACCCAAAAUCUUGCUAGGAGAAGGGAGACCAUAUGUAAACAAAAUUACAAAUAGCAUAUAAACUUCCUAGACAACCGAUGUAAAAUACUUUAAUAAUUUUUAUUAUAAUUAUUUUUCUUGUUUGAGGAUUUCUACUCAUAACUUUGAAUUUGAUGGCUUUUUUAAAAUGUUAAGAAAUAUUCAAAUUUUCAAUUUUAUUUAAUACCAAAUAAAAAAUACCAAUAUAUAAAAAUAUAUAUAUGUUCUAUAACUAUUUCGCUAUAAAUAUUUGAAACGUAAUGUUUUUUUCAAUGAGGAUCUCAUUAACGAAGUCCUAUAAGCAUUAAUUAAAUUAAACAUCCACGCAAAAUAUUUAAACAGUCCCCUAGAGGUCUCCAAAAGGCUUCGUAGUGACUUUGAUAUCAAAGUCCUCCACUUGCAUUCGAGAAUCGCAAGGCUUUGUGUGAAAUUGCCUAAAAGAAGUAUUUCAACAGUGUCUCAGAGAUAGAGAGACAGAGAGAGGUCACCCUGCUAAGUGUGAAGUGAGCUUUUAUGGCGAACUCAGAGAUAGGAACGAGCACAUGCAAUACAUUAGGAGGUGAAUAUCAAGUGUUCUUGAGUUUUAGAGGGCUUGAUACUCGUCGUGGAUUCACCAACAGCCUCUACCAUGCCUUGGUAGACACUGGGGUCCGUGUUUUCUUUGAUGAUGAAGAGCUUCGACCGGGUGAAACAAUUAGUGACAACCUUCUGCAAGCAAUCGACAAUUCCAAACUCUACAUACCAAUCUUCUCUGAAAACUAUGCUUCAAGUCACUGGUGCCUCUGCGAGCUCGCAAAGAUGGUGGAGAACACCUCUAAGUCGAAAGAAGAUGGGAAGAAGAAGUUCAUAUUGCCCAUCUUCUACGACGUGAAACCCAAUGAUGUGAAGCUAAAAACUACGUUGUACAGUGAGGCCAUAUCGAAUAUGGAGCAAAAGAUGGAGAAUCAGAAGAAGAAGUUUAGCUAUGAGGAUAUAGAGACAUGGCGGCAAGCUCUCAAAGAAAUCGAUGGCACCAAGGGAUGGGAGCUAGAGAAAUAUUCAGGCUAUGGGGAUCUUAUAAAGUUGGUCGUUAAUGAGGUUGUGGUCAGGCUCAAGACAAGAGAAAGACAAGUGACUGAAGAUUUAGUUGGAAUCGAUGAUCGGAUAGCAGCCGUGAACAAUUUAUUAGACAUCAACUCUGGUGGUGUACGGCUUAUUGGAAUUUACGGAAUGGGCGGUAUUGGUAAAACAACACUCGCCAAGAUUAUCUUCAACCAAUUAUGUCCUCAUUUUGGGAAAAAUUGCAGCUUUCUUGAUGAUGUAAGAGAAACGGCAAAAACCAAGGGCUUGGUCAAGCUACAAGAACAAUUAUUGUCCGAUAUCUCUUAUUCAAGAGUGACUCAAGGCAUUGAUAAUAUUGAUUGCGGGAUCAAUACAAUUGGAGAGACAAUUUGCAACAAGAAGGUACUAAUUGUAUUAGAUGAUAUUGAUGAGGGCAACCAAAUCCAAAAACUAAUCGAAGUGAAUUCUCUGUAUCCUGGUACUAGGAUACUCGUUACCACUAGGGACAAAAACGUUCUGAAAAUAAGGAGAUUUAAGUAUGAAAUCUUGACUUAUGAAAUGGAGGGGUUGAGCAAAAAAGACGCACUCCAGCUUUUUAGUAGGCAUGCCUUCAAUGGCAGCUCUCCUCCAAAUAAUUACUACACUCUUUCAGAGGGCAUAGUCUCUAUUACAGGCAGACUACCUUUAGCUCUUGAAGCAAUAGGCUCAUUGCUCUUUGGUCAGGAAGAGAAAACAAUAUGGGAAGAGAUGCUAGGGAAGCUCAGGGAAACACCUACUGGGGAUGUCUUGGGAAAGCUAAGGAUUAGCUAUGAUGCCCUAGAUUCAGAUCAACAACAGAUAUUUCUCGAUGUGGCAUGCUUUUGCAUCGGUCAGAAGAAGAUUGAUCCACUCUAUGUGUGGAAAGAUCGUGGGUUUAUGGCAGAUUAUGCUAUUCACAUUCUUAUUGACAGGUGUAUGAUAAAGGUUUUAGAUGAUAAUAGUCUUUGGAUGCAUGAUCAGUUUAGAGAUCUUGGAAGGACAAUUGUCAAUCAAGAAAAUCUACAGUAUCCUGGAAAGCGUACCAGGUUGUGGGUUAGAGACGAUAUCAUUUGCGAAUUAAGAUCAACAGAGAUCAAGGGAAGCGUUCAAGCACUUUGCUUGCAGGCGGAGUCUGGCAAGCCUAUAAUUGUCACUGCGGAGCAAAUGAAACGGUUCACACAUCUACAGUUUCUUUGGUUGAGUAACGUAAUCUGCGAAGGUGACCUCUCGGGCUGUCUUUCCAAGUUGAAAUGGAUCAUUUUGCAUCGUUCUGCAUCUAGUGCUUGGGAUUCUUAUCUCAACCAAUGGAAACAUUUGGGUCUAGAAAACGUGGUUGUGAUGAAUCUUUCUUUCCUUGACUUCGACCAUUUUAGUUACCUAAUCAAGGGGGCAACGAAAUUGAAGGUUCUCACUCUUCAAUGUAUGUUGUCGAUAAAUAGGACGCCAACCUUUCCGGAAUACUCAGUUUUAGAGAAGUUGACUAUAUCUGAAUGUCCAUUUCUAAUGGAAAUUGAUUGCUCUAUUAAGCAGCUGAGGUGCCUGACUGACUUGAGUGUUGAGUCAUGUUCUGCUUUUCAAAAUUUGCCUGAACAAAUUGGAGGACUACAAAAUCUUCGGCACCUCUCUCUCAGGAAAUGUGGUAGCCUGAGUAAACUCCCUGGCUCAGUUUCAAAAUUAGAGUCAUUAGCGAAGCUGGAUGUAUCACAUGGGAGUAUUACAAGAUCACCGGACUCCAUUGGUAUACUACAAAGCGUGUCAUAUGCCCAUGUAUCACACACACCGAUUGCGGAAAUGCCUAGUACAAUGAGCAAGUUUCUUCACCUCCAAACACUAGACUUGGAAGAUUGUCAUGGGAUAGAAGAGUUGCCGGAGCUCCCCCGAAGUUUGACCACUCUACGACUGAUAUCUAUUUCAUUGCUGAUUGUCCCUAACCUCUCAUACCUUACUAAUCUAGUUGAACUGCAUCUAUCUAAUGGCUCUGAAGGUAUGGCAACAUCAAAGUUAAUUCAAAGUUGUGACUUACCGUGGAUUGGGAGGUUAUCAAAAGUGCACAAGCUGCACUUUUGCUUAUGGAAUGUCUGCGCACCAACUACAGAGUUGGGUUCCCUUUCUUUGCUAAAAGAACUUGCUCUAUAUGGACUAGACUUACAAAAACUCAAACAACUGCCGUCAAACUUGAUGGUUUUAGAGCUCCGCAACACUCGAGUGAAGCAAGUCCACGUCAAUGGGCUUCUUUCAGUGGAAAAGGAGACUGUAUUCGUUUCAUCAAGCCUAAAAAAAUUGAGAGAAAAGGUGUUCAAGCAACUUGAUAUUCAAUCUGUAGAUGUCUUUGAACUGUCAGAAAGAUCGUGUAUUCGGGACUGCAAAUCUUCCGAGAGGUUGGCUUGUCUGCCGGAGGUGCCGGGGUUCAAUGAGCUACAAGCUCCAGAGUUGACUGAUCGUUGUAGGGGAGCGAACCUUGUCUUAAACUCUCUAAAGAUGCUUCAAGAAUUCCAUAUGGGGUUUUGUCCAGACGUACAGGAUAUUCACUUUGUUUCUACAUUGGAAUCAUUGGGAGUAUUUACCGUUGAAGAGUGCGUUUCACUAAAAAGAUCAAUGGAAAGGAUUUUUGAUGCAUCGAGCUCAAAAAUACCAAAUGAGUGCCGGAUAAAAAUAGAAUAUUGUGGGAAAUUACUCGACACUCAUUUCGUCACUUGGGAGUCUUACAGAAGAAAGAUUCUGAAUGGAACAAUUCAAGCGUCAGAUUCUAAUAUUGAAACAACGGACUCUACAAUAGAAAUGGGGGAUCCUCUACAGAAGACAAAAGAGGGGAAAUUGAAGAGGGGAACAGACGGACUUAGUCAGUUUCAAAUAAGAAUCUGAGUGCACCGGUCGACCAAAUGUUCACCAGCAAAUCUUUCCCGGUGAAUAAAAUAGGAGCAAUUUUUUCCGAAAUUUGUAUUUGGCAAAAAAAUUAGAGAAAAUCCCGAAUUGAAUUGGGAUUAGGUUCUUUCUCACAUUUUCUUCUUCCUCUCCUGCUGCUCAAGCAAAUCGCUCUCACCUGAUCCUCAACUGUCCCGUGCCCAAUCAUUGUCGCUACUUGCGUGCUCAUCGCAAGCUUCAGUCCAUCAUCCGCCUCAUCUCUUCUUUCUCGGGUUCUGUCGUCCGCGAGCUUCAAGUUCUUCGACCAUGAGCUCUAAGUCCUUUUUCGCAAGCUUGAAGUUCCAUGUCGUAAGGUUCCAGUCCUUCAGUGCCUCUCAGCUGGAGGAAUUUGGUGCUACAUGAGGCGCCGACGGUUGCAUUUAUUAACUCCAUCAGUGGCGACAGGCAUGGACCUGAACUAAAGCUCUCAAUCAUCAGCCAAUCGCUGAAGAACAGGUCCAAGUGAUGUGGCAGUUGGUGUUUAGUUGAAUGUAAUCGUCUGAUUUAUCUUUGCGUGGUUAAGCAUGAGCUCGAGCUCGAGCUUCAGAUGGUAAUAGUUGUAUAAGGGUAUGCUUUUUGCAAUUGUUUGACUAUUUAAAAGCCUAGUCUAGUUAUGUUGCUAUGCUUCUGUGGACUGCUAGAUUGAGUGUAAUCAUUUGCUAGCAUUUUGUGCAUCUGUUAGUUGGAGUAUUACAAGAAUCAUGUGUAUUUGGUGAGCUGACUUGAGAUUAGAAAGUUCAAAAAAUUUGGGAAAUAAAGUUUUACCGCUGCAGACCUCUAUUCAGAGGAUGGGCAGGCUUAAGGUCGGUUUUGGAGUCGUGGGAGGGUACCUUCCCCUCCCUCUCUCUUAACCAAGAUUGCUUUUGCUGGAAAAAUAAUCUGGCGGAGUUCAUGGUGGCCAUGGCGUGGGAGGUCUUUAGGAGGAAGAAGCCCCGAGUUUUAUGGCAUCGUUUCAUUUGGAAUAAUGCCAUUACACCUAGGUAUCAAUUUCACUUUUGGUUGGUCGCCAAGCAUAGGCUUCCCACCCAAGCUUUCCUCCUCUCUUAUGGCAGGAUUGAUACUUCUUUUUGCCCCUUCUGCGAGGAGGUGCCUAACUCUAUUGACCAUCUAUUUUUUGAGUGUCGGCACAGCUGGUUUGGCUUUCUUUUGGGCAAUCAGGUGUAAUCUUCCGUGGCAGAACCAAUCUUGGGAUGAAAAUCUCCUUUGGGCCACAACCUUUCUUGUGGGCAAGGACUUCUUCAAAAGCAUGGCGCGGUUUUCUUUUGGCACUUUUUGUCAUAUCAUUUGGAGGAAUAGGAACAAUAUUCUCUUUAGAGACGAGGCACUUUCCAUUCCGGUUAUGAAGAAUCAUCUCCUCAAAGUGGUCAAAGAUAAGACACUCUCUUUUAGGGAUGUGGAAGAUUCCUUCAGGAAUAGGAGAUUACAGCGGAAUUAGGACCUAGAUCAGAGUAUCUUUGCUUCGCGCAUUUCCCUCUCGGGUGAUUAGCCGUCUCUAGUCUGACCUUUUUUGGUCUUCGUGUCGCCAUGCUUGUCUAGCGAUUGUUCAUGCCGUCUUGACCUCCUUCUUUUUCUUUCCUUGCUCUUGCCACUUGGCCUCUUUCUUGGCUUCCUUCCACUCAUAAUGAGCUUGUUCAUCUUGAGUGCAAGUUUUUGAAGCCAGUUCGUUUUGUUC